Cuscuta epithymum is the source of this 1226-nucleotide messenger RNA. The record is from the annotation of a GenBank genome assembly. NCBI's taxonomy places the organism in Eukaryota, Viridiplantae, Streptophyta, Magnoliopsida, Solanales, Convolvulaceae.
CUUUGACGACGUACUAUAAGUAGCUACCUAGGAUCCCUUGGUUUUGUAUGAAAUGAACUUCCGCAUUAGCAUACCUCUUUCUUGCUAGAAUACAAUCUAUCUCUCCGAUCCUGGGCUGGCUCAUAUAAGUUAUAUUCCAUUGCCUCUCCUACAAAUCAGUUUAAGUGCUAGAAGAACAAAAAAAGUACCAAUGGAGAAAUAUCUUCGAGGCGGGCCGGGUCAGCCAUCGACAAUGGUGAUGGUGCCAUUGCUUCACCUGCUGGCCGGGUUUGCCCCGUUUUGUUUCAGUUGGGAUUGUGUAGGGGUGUGGUUAGCGACAUACAUCUUCGCCGGCCUUGGAAUAACGCUCGGUUAUCACCGGAAUUUGUGUCACAAGAGUUUCAAGCUCCCCAAAUGGCUCGAGUAUUUUUUUGCCUAUUGGGGUGCUCUAGCUCUUCAGGGGGAUCCAAUUGGUUGGGUGAGUACUCAUAGAUACCACCACAAAUAUACCGAUUCUAUGAAAGACCCUCACAGUCCCCUUGAAGGAUUUUGGUUCAGUCACGUGGGAUGGAUCUUUGAUGUUGAAUCAGAAAAAGAAAGGAGUGAAAAGCAAACAAAUGUAGCAGAUUUGGAGAAUCAACCAUUCUACAAGUUCCUCCAACAGACCUACACUAUUCAUCCUACUAUACUUGGAGUAUUGCUUUAUGCCAUUGGCGGAUUUCCUUAUGUUGUUUGGGGCCUGGGAGUGAGAGGUACAUGGGGAUAUCACGUGACAUUUCUUGUGAACUCUGCGUGUCACAUAUGGGGAAAUCAACCUUGGAAAACCAACGACCUAUCUAGAAAUAAUUGGUUAGUGGCAUUGGUCACAUUUGGAGAAGGGUGGCAUAAUAACCAUCAUGCCUUUGAGCACUCAGCUAGGCAUGGUCUAGAAUGGUGGCAGCUUGAUACAACUUGGUGCACCAUUUGGACACUCCAAAAGUUGGGUUUGGCUACUCAUAUCAAGUUGCCCACAGAAGCACAAAAGAAAAAGCUGGCUUUGAACGGCAACCAAACAACUGAUGGGAUUCCACAGCUUCUUAAAUAAAAGCCGAUGUGAAAAUCUAUAAAUUUUACCAAGUUCUCUGCUAUCCCCGAUCCCCAUUUUAGUCUAGCUUCUUACUUUUGUAUAAGGCCCAUUUCAAAAUAAAUGAAUAUACGUCAAUGCCUUACCAGUUGCUGAUCAUAAAUAACCUUUGGCUUGAAUCACA